UUUUGCUACUGUAACCGCACAGCCGGGACGAGGCGCAGAUCCAGCUACGCCGGUCGCAGCGGGGCAAGAGCGUCCGGCUGUUCAUAAUCUCGUGGAUUUGGAUGCCGAUGGCGAAGAGGACACACCCAGCUCCGUCCUGGAGUACCGGGGGCUGACCCCUCCGGCGUCAUUGUCCAGGUCUACACGUCGGCUAGCGGAUGGUGAUGGUGAACGACCUGCGGGGACAAACAAGAAGACUGCAGUCGUAGACAAUGCAGAAGCAGAUUACGCCGGUCGACGUUCCAGCACAAUUAUUUCACAGCCACACGAGGACACCGCGACGAAUCAGGUGGAAGCGCGGAAAACGAAGGCUCACAGAAGUACUUCUAGACUAGGUCAGGCUACCGCCGACUCCGCCUCGGCCCAACCGUCUACUUCUAGCGUGAUUGUCAAAGCUUCUUCAUUUUCGAGUGGGAAAACAAGUUACAACAACGACGAGAAAAAUACUGAGGCUGUGGCUGCAAGAAUAACACCGAGCUCUUCUUCGCGGGAACACCAUGUUGAAGUAAAAAAGCGAACAUCAGAGGCGGGUCGGGAAGAUGGGAAUAAACCGUCGCGCAAUGUUGGCGGCCAACCCGAUGUUCAUGGUUUUGAUAUUCCCUUCGGUGAUGUUGAUGGGCUGAGCUUUAGCAGCACCAGCAGCUCUAGUGUGGCGCAGUUCCAGCUACCUACUUCUACUUCUGACGUCGACAACGCCGAUAACAUCCUGGCUGACACGCAUUUCAAGCUCCUCGGCUACGAUGACACCCCGGACGCAAAGUACACGCGGUUUCUGCACGCGGCGGGAAUGUUCCGGCCGCCGAAAUCCGAGGCGAACCGGGAAACCGAGCACUACCUGGACACGGUGAUGCAGUUCGAGGCGGACAGAAUCGCAAAGGAGAAAGGUCGUGUGUCAGCACUUGGAGGUGAAAUAAAUGCGGCACCACCAGGGGAAACAAAGACGGAAUAUGAGAAUGGAAACGACCAUUCGACGCCAGGUGGUUCUUCUGUCCAUCAUCCCGGCGCGUUCCUCGAGCUGUGGGAAGGGAGUAACGAGAAUGGUGAUAGUACCACGGAGAGUGGUACUACCCCACGGUUCACGCGUGGAAAAAAGAAGACCAGGAAUGGGACGAGUAGUAGACAGGGAUGGGACGACGUCGACGAGGGAAGUAGUAGACAGGGAAAUAAAAAUGGAGCGCAUGGUUAUCAUGUUGAGACUGAGAGCAAAACAACAAUAAAACAUGCAGACCACGACCGGUUGGAUUUCAAUUCUUGCGACCAGCCGUUCGACUGCGAGAAGCACUCCAUUACGGCCAACCUCCAGGCGGAAGAUGCCUUGCCGGAGCUGCUGUUGCAUCGAGAGCACAUUGGGUGCGCGGUGCCGCGGCAGAUGUCGAUGCUGGAACUGGUGGAUUUGAAGGCUGCCACCGUACACGAAGCGCGCAUGGAAGAUUUGCGAGCAAAUCUUCCAAUGGAGCGGGAUAGUGGCGGUGGUGGUGAAGAUGAUAUUGGACAGCGAUCGUCCCCGGGCGAGGCGGGCACGGAUGCAGGCGGCGGACUCGAGAGCAAGCGCAAGUUAGAAGAGGAAGAAGCGGCUUCGUUUCUGGAGGCGAACGACAUUGCAGAGACAACUUGGCCCGCUGGGCGAGAGAGUACUAGAAGUACAGAAGGAGACGCAGAUGUCGACGAUGCGGAUGACAAAAUGAUCUCCUUCGCCCCGCCCCGCGAGUGGUCUCAGCACAAGCCGCGCACGUCGGGGGCGGAGGACGAGGCGGGGUUCGCGAUAUCACAACCCGGAAGCAGCUUCCUGGACCUCUCCGCAUCUUCAAACGACCUCGAAGAUGCGAGAAAGCAACUGCAGGAAGAACAAGUGAACGAAGAUUAUGGUCGUGGCCAACAACUUCUCGCCUUGGUCCCCUCGCCCGCCACAACCUCCUUCCUGCAAAGGCUUUCGAGGAAACCGGUGUACAAAGCGUCGCAGCUCAACUACUUCACGUUUUGCAAGGGAUCGAAGGAGGGCGAAAGCCGGUACGGGCGGUCCUUAAACGCCCCCGAGGAGUUGUAUCUGGACACGGUAAAAUUCCUUUACCGCCACGGCAGAAACCGGGAGCAGAUCGCGGUCGUGUCCCCCGUCGCGGCGGAUAGCAUGCUGCGCAAGCGGUGGGAAGACGCGAAGCAGGCCCACAGCGCGAACGGUCCGGAGAUCCGGAUCUUGCAGCAGUCGCUGGAGCACAUGGGCUGGCAGAUGCCGAGCGAGCUGGAAACGUUCGGGCACAGCUACUGCCACGACGUCGCCCGCUGCACCGCGGACCAGAUCGACGAUUGCGAGCACCGGAUCUGGCUCGAAAUCGUCGACGCGUUCGUCGGCGCCGUGUUCGUGGAGCCCAGUCACACCAGUCGGAAGGUGUGCAACAACUUGUCCGAGGGGGAUGUGAUGCAGCGACUGCUGGAUGAGGCGAAAAAUCUGAAAACGGGCAGCUCGCUGGGGGAAAGCGGCAGCCCGGCGUGCAAAAGGGUGUGCGGCAUCAGGGGCGGGGAGGAGGGGGAUAGCGGGUCCUCCGAACCUCCUAGUAAACAGGACGGCGAUGAGGAGAACGAAAAGGAAGACUCCGGCGGCGGAAAAGAGGACGAAAAAGCAUCCAAGGAAUCCACUUCGAAGGUUGAAGACGAGGGGAAAAAUAAGGAAGAGGAAAAAUCCGAGGAGCAUAAGGAAGACGAGCAGAAAGACGGAGCGGGAAGUGAAGCACAGGACCAGAAAGACGAGGAAUCUGGUACUGGCGGGGGGGACGACUAUCAAAUGCAAAAAUGUCUGGGUCUGGAAGAGUUCACGUUUGUCAUGCUUGUCUGGCAUAACUCUUAAAUCUGUCAUGCACGUUACCCAAGAGUUCCGUUUUUCUGUGAUGCAGAAGCGCAGUUUGUCAUGCAGAAUAGGCAACACCUAGGAGCUCAGAAACUUGUCAUGCUGAGCCAGCAUUUGUAGCCUCAUCAUGAGACGCCACCCAGCAUCACAAGUUUCCAGACCCAGACAUUUUUACAGUUGAUAACGACGCCGGUAGUACAACUUCUAGCGGCCACGAGGAAGAGGAAUCCGCGGACGGGUCGAAAGGGGAGGAGGGCGGCGAGAAGGAAGGCGAAGAGGGCAGCAGCAGUUUUUCUUCCUUUCUGCAGGUCGGGGAGCACGAGCUGCUACGGAACAGGAAGGGUGAGGAUGGAGAUAGUAAACCUUCUGAAGAUGAUGAACAAGGAGCUAGUAGCGAAAAGAAAGACAAGGACGACAACAUCGUGACGGCCGCAGCGAAAGCCGUGGUCGACCCGAUCGUGCGAUUGAUUUCCGACGACCGCGACGACAAAAAAUCUUCUUCGGAGAAAAAAGACAAGGAAGGAGGUAAUGACCCGACCAGCGGCGACAGUACGGAGACAGGGGUUAAAACCACGACGGAGCAAGGUAUCCAGUGCAAAUAUGUCUGGGUCUGGAAAAGUGCAACAUUUGCCCUGCGCAUUUUGCAUGUGACCCAUGAAGAUGUCGGUGAUGCAUUUUUUUGCUCAGCAUCACAGGGUAGAUUUUCUGCGGGCGCCUUGAUGCUUAUCUUCCCGCCUAAGAAAUGUUCACUCCGCGUGCCAAAAACUGGAGCUGGACUCCUCUAGCUGCUCGCGUAAUUAUACAGAUUUCAUUUUGAUGAAUCCAAAGGCAGCGUCACAAGUUGCACUCUUCCAGGAGACCCAAACGUAAUAUUUGCAAUGGACACAAGGAUCUGAGCAACCCAACGCAGCAGUCGCCGUGGACCCGGCGCUGCGCCGUCCGCUCGUGCCCAUCACCUCCGCCGCGCUCGACGGCUUCCAUUUUGAGGACGACUCCCCCGGCAUUGACUUCGACAAUUGGAAAAAGGUCCCCGUCGCCUUGGACGGGGAAUUGGAAGCGUGCCGGCGGCUCGGGGCGUACUUAGAUUUGGAACUGGAUCCCACCUCGCACACGGACUGGGAGCGCGAAGCGAAAACCCAGGAAUUUUCCUUCUUUCACGACGCCGAGCAGAAAGUCCGGGAGGCGAAAAAACAGGCGAUCCUGCAGUACCCCGCCUAUACCAACGUGGAGGAGGAAAAUCAAAAUGCUAAAUCCGAAGACGCAGCAACGAACACCGUCGUCGACGUGUUUAAAGUGAUCGAAGAAACCUACUACCAACGCUUUCGCCUGUACAACCACUGGCAACUGAUGGGGGAGUGCGAAAAAGCGAACGCGUUGACGCCCCGGUUUCUCCCCCAGCUCUCGCUCGACCAGAUCGACCGGCUGCUGCGGCCCGACGCGGCGGUGGUGGUGAACAGCGAGCUGGAUUGGGAGGAGCUGGAGCAGGCGCAGAAGAAAUCGGGGUCGGAUUACGACGGCUUUUGGGGCGAGGCCCGGCACAGCUUCCCCACGGAGUGCACCGCCUGGAAUUUCUACGCCCGGAUCGCGACGUUGCGGGAGAUGAAAACCCACUUUUUACAGAUGAUCACGGUCUACGGGUCGGAAUUAGUGCAAACGUUGAUAGAAAAGUCGACGAUGCAGUUGUUAUCUUCUCUCUCCGACACGGGCGCGGAGGAGCCGUUCAUCAAGAAACUGCUCGCGUACGGCAAGAAAAAAGACCGGGACCGGUUUUUCUUCUACUACCUGGAGCACCCCAUGGAGCUGUGGAGCGGGUCCGUCUGGCAGCACUUUACCAACACAAACUCGCAAAUCGAGCAGAACUUGAUGAGCAUGACGAUGGACUACUGCGAGAAGUUCAUGGUGCCCCCGAAAACCUACUGCGUGGAUUUUUACAACCUACCGGAUAAGGUAUUCAUUCUACUUUGGGAUGAAAUUUUGAUAGUCAGUGGUGCUAUGUCAACUUCUCAUUCACUUGUCUUUUUCGUGCAAGAACAGAAGUACUGAAAGUAGAUUUCUUUUCAUCUUCACGGCACAACAGCAUGCAGAAACUACGAAAAAAAUCAAGGUCUGCCCCCUGAACACGUGCACGCGGCGGUAUCUUCUCCUCCUGGCCGCGACCUCCAAAGCGUACGAGGCGAUCUUUGAGAAGGAGUUUUACCAAGGCGACCACCGGGACCCGGAGCUGGCGAAAAUUUCGCAGCCGGUCUCGACCAACCUCGUGUCCCGGCUGUAUGGCGUUCUCAACUGGUACAUUCUCAACUGUUACGUGAAUUUGUCAUGCAAAACUGCCAUCAGCCUCCACUUGAUCAAGGUGCUUAGCAUGACAAAUUGUCGAAAGGCUAAACAGCAUGAUAAUCUGUGGCAAAUCUGUAAUGCGAAAGCUGCAAUGUUGCCACUUUCGCUUUUGCUGUUCUUGCAUAACAAGUCCAUGCAACAGUUGAGAAUGUAACGUUUGAGAACGCCAUAGGCUGUACGGCGUGCCCGACAACCGGUACACCAAACAGUCCGCGGAGAUAUCAAAUGUAAAAAUGUCUGGGUCUGGAAACUUGUGAUGCUGGGUGGCGUCUCAUGAUGAGGCCACAAGUGCUGGCUCAGCAUGACAAGUUUCUGAGCUUCUAGGUGUUGCCUAUUCUGCAUGACAAACUGCGUUUCUGAAUCACAGAAAAGUGGGGCUCUUGGGUAACGUGCGUGACAGAUUUAAGAGUCAUGCCAGACAAGCAUGACAAACAUGCACUCUUCCAGACCCAGACAUUUUUGCAUUUGAUAGGAGAUCCACACCUACCACCCGCUCUCCGACACGACAAGCGGCGGCGAGCUCGGCUCCGACUACGACGGGCGGGACGGGAAGCGGUGGAAGGACGCGGGGCUGAAGUUUCGGCACAAGCACCUCUCCGACGAGGGGGAGCCGAUCGCGGACGCAUUGCAGAACCUGUUCAUGCAGGCCAGUCAGAAGAUUCAGGACCGGAUUCGGCGGCUGGACUCGGAUUACCUAUCAAAUGCAAAAAUGUCUGGGUCAGGGAGAUAAUUGCGAGAUUUGUCAUGCUAGUCUGGGGCAUGACUCUGAACUCUGUAUUGCGUGGCCGCGAAGAGCUCCUCGCGGCUGUGAUGCAAAAACGCAGUUUCUCAUGCGGAGUACGCAACUCCGAAGCAGCGAAAAACUUGUCAUGCUUGGCAGCGUAUUACAGUGUGCUUGCUAUUCCCUUCCUUGCGUCACAGGUAGUUUCCAGACCCAGACAUAUUUGCAAUGCAUAUUGCCAGGACGCGAGCGAUAACAGCUGCGAGCAGCGGGAGUUGGACGAGUGGAUCAAGUCCGACGCGGCGCAGGCGACCGCGGUGGAAAACCGGGUCCGGAACGUUCUGGAAAAGGAGGCACCGCAGCUGCAGAAGGAGUACCUGCAGGCGAAGCACGACGCCGGCUUUAAGUUGGGGGACGCGAUGAAAGACCGGGCGAAGCUGUAUGAGCGGAAACGGGAGGAACUGGAACAGAUCCAAAAGGAGUUCGAAACGGCGGAAAAACUGCAGAAGCAGGCGGAUCCGGAGAAUUUUUUGAUCCGGGAAAAGGUGCAGUCCACGGUGAACGAGCUGCGGGAGACGCUGCGACGGAUGCAAACCGACAUUGAAUUGCGGGAGUCCGAGGUGACCAGCAUCGAGGAAGAGAAAAAAACGAUGCUGGAGGCGUUGGAAUCGGAGUUGAAAAAUCUCCUGACCGCAAACCAGGACCAAGCGGAGCGGCUGAAGAAAAUCGACAUUGUGAAAAACGCCGCGCGGUGUUUCCCCAAGGGGGCGAACUCCCGGUGGAGGACGGACGACUCCAAGAAGGUGCAAGAGAGCAAGGCGGGCGGUAGUUUUCAAGCGAAGCAGAAAGUGGUGUACGACCCGCAGAUGGAGAAUUCGGAGGAGGCAAAGCGGCUGCAGGAGAAGACGGAGGCUUCAGAGAGUUCGUCCGGGGUGAGGAAAUACCUGAUGCGGGGGGUUUUGCAGGAACAGGUGGACUAUGCAUUGCAAAAGCAUCGUACUAGUAUAAAUCGCAAUACAAAUUUUCUCAGAAGGAAAAAUGAAGUUUGUAAUGCUGAUUUGGCUAAGAAACAAGAUUUUGUCAUGCAUGAUUGCAAUUAGUACGAGUACGAUACUUUUGCACAGGAUAUGGACGGGCGGGACGGCCUGUGGCGGCUGAAACUCGACAGCGAGCUGAUCACGCGGGUGGUGUCGGAAAAAGCGCUGGAAAGGCUGUUUCACAAGGGGUAUGUGGUGAAGUUAGCGAACCACGCACAGUGCGGGGGCCGGCUCUACACCUUGGUCAGCGACGCGGGGGACGCGUCGUGGGAUGUGGCGGAGUUCGAUCCGAAGAGCGCGACUUUUCCGGGGGUGGAGAGCGGUGGUGGGGGUGACGAGGGGACGAGUGCAGCGAGCGGUGAAGAAGGUGAACAAGAUUUUUCGGAGAAGCAAACAACUUCUUCUACAGCUGCUGGAGAGACGAGUGCGGAAGUACAGGAGGAAGGAGCAAGAGAAGAAUCACAGCCAGCAGCGCCCUCUUCGUUCGCGCAGACGGGUGAAAAAACGUAUGUAGCAGGACCUCCCGCUGCCGCGCGAAGGAUCAGUAGUUCAGUUUCAGCAUCCGCGAAGAACAUGGCUAGUACAACUACUUUCAACAUCCCGCCAGCAGAAACUUCCACCAGCCACCGACCCCCCACCGGCGGCCAACAGCGCCGGAAGCAGGGCAACCUCCGCGGCAGUGGGUACUACGUCGCGGUUGACAGUGCAAUCGCUGCGGAAACCGAAAAAUCUUUGGCGGCCUUCGUGGAAAAUAAAGAACAAACUUUUCUCGAGAAAGUCGCGGGAGCGGUGGUUUCCAAGAUUUCGAGUUUCACCGGCUUCGUGAAGAAAACAGUUUUCGGACGGGACGGUGAUAAUUCAUCAUCGUCUCGCCGCAUGGAAACAAAAACUCCUGAACUUCGCCCCAGCGCCGCCUUGGAGCAGAAGGUGAAGAAGAGGAAGAAAACCAAGAGCAACGCGCUGAACCAGGACGGAAUCGCGCCCGGAACGGGCGACCAGGCGUCAGUGGAGCUGCCGCAACUCUCACCAAACUCCGUCUCGGGCAUGAUCUCCGAGGAGCAGCAGGCGUGCGCGUUUUUGAACAAAAUCCCGGAGCGGGAUUUGCAACUCAUCACGUCCGCACUGUCCACUCCGAAGGAAAAGAACCCGUCCCGCGUGAAGCUCCUGACCGAGAUCGCGGAAAAGAAGGAACGGGAGUCCACUGAGGGCUUGGAAAUCGUGGCGCAAAAGGUGAUACCAAAAGUGCAAAUCUGUCUGGCUCUAGGUCGAUAUGGACUGAACCAAAUUUGUGAAGAUGUUGCUCCCUGUAGUAGAAGAGCAGCAAAAGGUUUUUGCUAGACGGAGGGGACCUAGCUGAUGCAGAAUAAGUGUCAGCAAUCCUGCACGUCGAAAGCCGCGAUGGUAUACUCGGGCAUGCAUCACAGACAUCGUGGGGGAUAGAUACGAAAUUUGCAUGACUACGUCUAGAUUGGUACCAUUACGACUUCCGUCCCAGACAAGAAAUUUGCAUAGGAUAGGGGAAGGCCGCGGCUGAUAUACUCCCCGCAACUUUGUUCAAGGAGAACGAGAAGAUCAAGAAACUCGAAGAAAUCGACGCAGCCAUGACGAGUUUCAAGGAAAAGGAAGAGAUUUUGAAACAGGCCCAGGAAGAGAUCAACAACGUGCUGCAAGACCCCAACGUGGCGCUGUCCGACACGGAGCAGAAAACGUUUGAAGAUUUGCGGGAAAACUUGGAAACGGCCGCAACCGCGGUUUCCGACGCGGACAAUGCGGUGGAGGUCGCAAAGCAGGCAGCCGUGGAGGCCGGGGUAGAAGAAGGGGAGGAGAAGAAUCCAGAAGAUUCAAAUCCCGCGUCCCUGGAAGGGAAGUUCAACGACGCGAACGCGAAGGACGACAAGGCACGCAAGGAGGAGAAAGAAAACCAAGAAUCGUCGUGGUCCGAUAAUGGGGUAGUCUUGAUCAUCGUUUUUGUGGUUCUCGUAUCAAAUGUAAACAUGUCUGGGUCUGGAAGAUUGCUACAUUUGUCAUGCAUGUCUGACAUGGCUCAAGAAUCUGUGACGCAUGGGCACAAAGCUGUCCUCUUACCUGUCAUGCAAAAACGCAGUUUGCCAUGCGGAACACGCAACACAUAGGAGCCCAAAAAUUUGUCAUGCUUGGCUCUGUAUUGCAGUGGAACUCCCAUUCACUUUUAGCAUUACAAAUUUCCAGACCCUGGCAUUUUUACAUUUGAUAUCUCGUCGCGUUGCUUCUCGCCGUCGCGGGGUACUACCACAAACUCGUCUUUUCCAACAACCGCGCGAACAGCGUUAUGAGGGUGCAUAAAGAACUGUUCUUUAUUUCUCCCUGCCUCAUUUGAUGUGCUGCAAUGAUAAAAGACGAAAGUUCUAUCUUUCCAAGCGGCCUUGGGCUUAAAAGUACGUUUUGCAUGUUGAUGAAAAGUGAUGCUACAAGCUUGAAUAUGAGUACUCAAAAAUGAUCUCUGUGCGGAUAGUGCAUGUAAAAAUGCGCACAAAACAAACUAGAUGAUUUUUGGCACUGUUUCUGUCGCCGCGCCUGCGUAGUUUCAAAUGAAGCAGGGAAUCGAUCCGGUCCGGUGCUACAUCAUUCUCAUAACAGUUCUCGGCGUUGCGUUGGUCCCGCGGUCCGCAACAAGCAGCGACACGAAGAUCGAUUUGCAGGCCACGGCCGAGGCCGGGCUGACGGUUGGUGCCCGUGUGGUGCACGUGGAGCAUUCUGCGUCGGACGAGGCCCAGUUUGGCCGCAUCGGCAUGCUGCAGGGGUGCAACGCCGAGGGCUUUUCCAUCGUCGCGUUUGGCGAUUUGGGGAGUGGUAGUUCCGCCACUGUAGGAGCAGGCGCUUCUGCUGCUGUGCAACUAGAAGCCUUGCCGCAGCAAGAAGUGUACAAGCUCGACGACUUCACCGUGGGGCAAAAGGUGAUCUACAAAAACCCCGGGUUUAGUGGCGGAACAAGAGGAAAUAAUUCAAAUUCAGCCCGCGGUUCAUCUAGCGGUGCGGAAUACUUGCUCGGCCGCAUCUCCGGGUUCGCCAGUACUUCCGCUGCCGCAAACUUCCAGUGGAAGAUCCGGAAGGAGGCGAGCGGGGAAGAGCUGGAGGUCGCUGCCACGGAGCUGAACUUCCAGGAAGCGGGCGCGGUGCGGAACGCGAAGUGCGAACUCCUCGGCAGUAGCGAGCAAGUCAGGCUGGUCAAGCACCAAGACCCGAUUCUCCUCGUAGAGAAAUUGGACGAAGCCAAAGACGUCUUCACCGACAGCCUGCGGUUGUCCUCGGCCCCCGGCUCCGCCUCCACGGUGGCCAUUGUCGCGACGGAUCUGCGGCCCUUGGUGCUGCCCGGGAAGAUCGAGUACAAGCCGGGCGACGCCGUGAAAACGGCCAAGGGCGAGGGGAUCCUGCUCUCUUUCACGUUCCCCUACGGCCCCUGGAAACUCCGGCUGGGCCAAACCGGGCAGGCGGUGGACGUGGACCUCGCGGACCUGAGCCCGGGCGGCGACGCCGAAGACGUCGAGCGCGAUUUAGAGAUGCAGGAAGCGGAAAAGAUGCGCGACAUCCAGGUGGACGCGAAUGCGAACCAGGCAGACAUUUUGGCGGAGUAUCCUUUGUAAAAACGUCCCGACCCCAUAGUCAAGCUGGGAAAUCUGCUAGACAAAUCAACGAGCUUUGGCGAUUGCGCAUGACAGGUUUGGCCUCAGAGUGUGAUCCUAUGUAGUUCGUUCAGCAGCAUCACAGAUCUAGCGCAUUAUGCUGAUUGGAGCAUUACAAAUUGCAAAACGCGCCCAGGAAAUGGCUCGCAUGGGGCUCCGCAUGACAAACAUUUGGAGCAUGCAGAUUUGCUUGACAGCUAUGGGCCCGGGACGUUUUUGCAUCGGAUACGGAGCGGGAGCGGUUCCAGACGGUGUUGGACCAUUUGCGGGAGUUGGAGAGCGGGUCGGACCCGCACUUGGACCGGGCGAUGAUCGCGACCGAGAUCGCACGGGUGAAGAAACAGCUCGUAUCAAAUGCAAAAAUGUCUGGGUCUGGAAACUUGUGAUGCAGGUCAGCGAACAAUAUGCACACUGCAAUGCACUGCGAAGCAUGACAAGUUUUUCAGUGGUUCUGCGUUGCGUAUUCCGCAUUAGAAACUGCGUUUUCGUAUGACAGGCAAGAGGUGCUCUUUGCGGCCACGCAAUACAGAGCUCAGAGCCAUGCCAGACUAGCAUGACAAACCCCGAAAUCAUCCAGACCCAGACAUUUUUGCAUUUGAUAGCUCGCGACCCUGGACAACUGGAUCGAGAGCUCGUCCGAGGGCGGCACCAGUCCGGGAGGCGUCGUGUCGAAUCCCAGCGUGCAGAUGGGAAUCGCGAGCGAACGGGGGUAG
This is a messenger RNA of Amoebophrya sp. A120, 11342 nucleotides long. The record is from the annotation of a GenBank genome assembly. Lineage: Eukaryota; Dinophyceae; Syndiniales; Amoebophryaceae.